UUUCGCGAAUGAUCUUUUGCACUUUUUUUUUUUUUUGCCUGAGUUGCCAUCCUGUUAGUGGUCUCAGCAGCAGCCUGAUUAUUCUGGUGUUUGAAAAGUAGGAUCAGUGCUUUUUUUUUGGCUGGCAGAAACCAUUUGGUCGCCACGAGCAAGGUUAUCCUGAAUACCACAUGUCGAACAAUUUGCUUUGCAACAUUGGCCAUUAUUUUUCACUGCCUCCAAAAUACCACGAUUGCUCUGGAAAUUGGAAGCAUACUGAUUUAAAGAAAUAACUUUAACAAAUGGACAAUAUGUCUAUUACAAAUACUCCAACAAGUAAUGAUGCCUGUCUGAGCAUUGUACAUAGUUUGAUGUGCCAUAGACAAGGUGGAGAAAGCGAAACAUUUGCAAAAAGAGCAAUUGAAAGUUUGGUAAAGAAGUUAAAGGAGAAAAAAGAUGAAUUGGAUUCUUUAAUAACAGCUAUAACUACAAAUGGGGCUCAUCCUAGCAAAUGUGUUACCAUUCAGAGAACCUUGGAUGGAAGACUUCAGGUGGCUGGUAGGAAAGGAUUCCCUCAUGUGAUUUAUGCCCGCCUUUGGAGGUGGCCUGAUCUUCACAAAAAUGAGCUAAAACAUGUUAAAUAUUGUCAGUAUGCAUUUGACCUAAAAUGUGAUAGUGUCUGUGUGAAUCCAUAUCACUAUGAACGCGUUGUUUCACCUGGAAUUGAUCUCUCAGGAUUAACGCUGCAGAGUAAUGCCCCACCAAGUAUGUUGGUGAAGGAUGAAUAUGUUCAUGACUUUGAGGGACAGCCAUCGUUAUCCACUGAAGGCCAUUCAAUUCAAACCAUCCAGCAUCCACCAAGUAACCGUGCAUCGACAGAGACAUACAGCACCCCAGCUCUCUUAGCCCCUUCUGAGUCUAAUGCUACCAGUACCACCAACUUCCCCAACAUUCCUGUGGCAUCCACAAGUCAGCCUGCCAGUCUGUUGGCAGGCAGCCAUAGUGAAGGGCUGUUGCAGAUAGCUUCAGGGCCUCAGCCGGGACAGCAGCAGAAUGGAUUUACUGGCCAGCCAGCUACUUACCAUCAUAACAGCACUACUACCUGGACUGGAAGUAGGACUGCACCAUACACACCUAAUUUGCCUCACCACCAAAACGGCCAUCUUCAGCACCACCCGCCUAUGCCGCCCCAUCCCGGACAUUACUGGCCAGUUCACAAUGAGCUUGCAUUCCAGCCUCCCAUUUCCAAUCAUCCUGCUCCUGAAUAUUGGUGUUCCAUUGCUUACUUUGAAAUGGAUGUUCAGGUAGGAGAGACAUUUAAGGUUCCUUCAAGCUGCCCUAUUGUUACUGUUGAUGGAUACGUGGACCCUUCUGGAGGAGAUCGAUUUUGCUUGGGUCAACUCUCCAAUGUCCACAGGACAGAAGCCAUUGAGAGAGCAAGGUUGCACAUAGGCAAAGGUGUGCAGUUGGAAUGUAAAGGUGAAGGUGAUGUUUGGGUCAGGUGCCUUAGCGACCACGCAGUCUUUGUACAGAGUUACUACUUAGACAGAGAAGCCGGGCGUGCACCUGGAGAUGCGGUUCAUAAGAUCUACCCAAGUGCAUAUAUAAAGGUCUUUGAUUUGCGCCAGUGUCAUCGCCAGAUGCAGCAGCAGGCAGCCACUGCUCAAGCUGCAGCCGCUGCCCAGGCCGCAGCCGUGGCCGGAAACAUCCCGGGCCCAGGAUCAGUAGGUGGAAUAGCUCCAGCUAUCAGUUUGUCAGCUGCAGCCGGGAUUGGUGUUGAUGACCUUCGGCGCUUAUGCAUACUCAGGAUGAGUUUUGUGAAAGGUUGGGGGCCAGAUUACCCCAGACAGAGCAUUAAAGAAACCCCGUGCUGGAUUGAGAUUCACUUGCACCGGGCCCUCCAGCUCCUCGACGAAGUGCUUCACACCAUGCCUAUUGCCGACCCGCAGCCUUUAGACUGAGGUCUGUUACUGCUGGGCCCUUUCAGUAUCAGGAUGGUGAACUACACAGUACAGUCCUGUUUGUAAUCUGAAGACAUAUUUCACUUUGGUUCUGCUUUAUCUUUUCAUAAAGGGUUGAAAGAUGUGUUUGCUGCCUUGCUCCUAGCAGACAGAAACUGGAUUAAAACAAUUUUUUUUCCUAUGUAGAACUUUUUUUCAGGCAUGGUUCAGAGCUUGAAGAUCAGGAAAAACACAUUCUUAUAAAAUAUUCACCAGUUAUGAAUGAAGGAAUCAUCCCAAUGCUGGAAAUUUUAGCCCUUUUCAAACAUCUUAGAGUCUUUUAUAUGCAGAACAUCGACACGUGUGUUAUUCUACAGAAUAAAUUCAAUAUUGGUGAUUUUAAAGGCAGAGAAGUUCUCAAAGUUAAUUCACCUAUGUUAUUUUGUGUGCAAGUUGUUACUGUUGAACAUACUUUCCUCCAAAAUAUUGUGCCAUGUGGGUGAGUUAAUUUUACCAAGAGCAACUUGAUUCUCUGUUUUAAGAAUAAGAUAGUAAUGUAUUAUAACCUUUUAUUCAAAAUAUUUUUUGCAAGUUAAACUAGUGAAGAUUUCAAUUCAGAUUGUCUUGCGACCUUGGUUUUAUUUUCGUCAAGACAAAACACUAAUUUCUGUGUAUAGUGAGAUUUCCUUAAAAUGAUCUGACAAAAGUAUCAUUUAAAAUUACAUUUUGUUAUCCCUUUGGAUACUUUGCCCUGUUAAACAUGUAUUCUCUAUUUCUAGGCUUAAGGUUGGUUACUCAGAAGCCUAGAAGAAGAAUUUCUUUCCUUCAUUAAUGCAUAGGGAAAGGUUUUGUAUUUUAGAAACACUAAAAGCAUGCCACUCCACCUAAUAUCUCUCUGCUCUGCAAAAGUGGCAAUGCUUAAACUAAAUAAUGAGCAUUUUGGAAACUGCUAAAUUCCAUGUUAAAUACUGUGCAGAAUAAUGGAACAUUACAGUUCAUAGUAGGUAGUUUAAAUAUUUUUGUACUUGAUUUGAUGUGUGACUUUUUUUUCGUAUACUGUUUAAAUCAUGUAUGUUAUGAUAUUGUUUAAAAUUAAGUUUUUGUAUCUUGGGGCAAGACUGCAAACUUUUUUAUACCUUUUGGUUAUUCUAAGCCCUUUUGCCCAUCUAUGAGCAUAUCAAUUGGCAGUGACUUUGUAUAGAGAAUUUAAGUAGAAAAAUUGCAAAUGUAUUGACUGUACCACAGAUACAAUAUGUAUGCUUUUUACUUAGACAGUAGCCUAAAUAAAACUGAGUCUCAUCAUACAAAGUUGAAUUCUAGGUUUGAUUUUAAGUUUUUUUCUUCUGCACUUUUCUGUCCAACCUCAGUGGCAAGACACCUUCUACUAAAUGGCAGGCAACAGCCAGCACUAUUGGGCAGCUUUCACCGUUCUUUUCUCCCCCCUCGUUCUCUACCAGGACUUCUCCAGGGACAGUAGCUAUCAUGGAGAGUUGGAUUGUUCGUUUGUUUUUUUUUUUAACUUUUAUUUUACUGUAGCAGAAAUAGACCUGGUUAUUUAUACACAGGAUAAGUAGUGUGAGGUAAAGCCAAGAAUUAUCUUACAGAAUUUUUUUUACUUUUUCCUUGAGGGCCUUUGUAAGUAGAUUCACUUACAAAGUGUAUUUACAAAUUUGAGAUACAAGAAACACUUAUGCAUGAUAGUCAUCCUUAUACCAGCUUAACUGAGUAAGUCAUAUACUUCCUUGCUCAGAAGGUCUUAAUUAGCCCAUCAUAGUUUGCUUAUUGCUAAAAUUUAAAAUACGAUCUUGAUCCCAGCUAUCUAUUUUUCUUUCCAAAUUAACUUCCCUACCAACUUACUUGUAUCCUUGAGUACUUGCAAUGCUUUUGUUUAAAAGCCCUAAUUUAGUUUGUAAAAAGUCUGGUGGUUUAAGGGCUUGUUUGGAUCGGUGGGGUGGGUUGUGGGUGGGGGGGGGUUUCACCUGGCAGUGCUCAGGGCUACUUCAACUCAGUGCUUGGGGGUUGCUCCUGGCAGCCCUCGGUGACCAUGUGGUGCCAGGGAUCAGCCCAGCUUCCCACGUGUGGAGCAGAGCAUGUGCUCAGACAUUAAGGUAUCCAGCCUCUGGUGGUUGCAGUUUUAUUGGCGGAUUUUUUUUUUUUUAAAGAUACUCUAUAGAAAUCACUGAUUUUUGGUCCUCUUUAAUGUGAGUGUAGCAGUAGGAGGGUUUUAGAAUAGUAGAUUUAAAAAAUUCAGAUUAUUUUAUUAGAACCGUAAGCAUGCUAGCUAUGAUAUAAGCUGUUCCUUCCUUCUCUGUGUUAAGGAGGAUUUUCAUUUUUAAUCAUCUGGGGAAAGUAUGUGAAAGAUACUUAUGAAGAAGUCUUUGAAGCCAAGCCACCUGUCUUAGUUUCUUUAUGCUAAGAGCCAUAAAGUACUGCAAGUACAGAGAAGUGUACUUCUGGGUACUCAUUGCUUUAGAUUUGUACCGAGAUUCAGUCAUGUGCUUUUGAGAAAAUGGCCAGUGUGUCAUGGUUUCUGAGAGUUUAAAUGAAUCCGUUUCUUAGAGGUAGUCUCAUGUUUGAUGGGUAGGACUAGAGAAUUGCAAAUAAGUUUUAAGUUUUUAUGGCUACUUUAAGGGUAGAAUAGCUUCCCUAGAUGUAAAGACGUGGUUCAGCUCGAUCACAUUUCAGAGACUGAAUAACUUUGAACUUUAGAGUGUGAGAGGAACCAAGUACACACCUUUAGAGCCCAUUCUGAGACCCACUCCCCUCGCCCAGUGCCUUUCAGUGCAUUAUCAAAGGGAAACCUUAAUGGUGUUGCCUUUAUUUUCCAGGGAGUUGGUUCUUUAGUGGGCUGUAGUCUGUCUCUUUAUUAUUAAUAUUAUAUACUACCCUGCUGUACAGAGAAAAUAAUGAUGAUAAAUCACUGCCAUAUCACCUUGUUUUUCCAGAAGCAUGACCCGUUUAUAUCGACCCACCCACUAAGUAGGCCGCCUGUCCCAUUCUUCUCAUGAACAUCACAGAUCUGCAGGUAGGGUAGUCUGGGCUUAAGAAGGACAAUAUUUGAACAUCCAAGUAAGCUGAGCAUAAUUUGCUGAGUUUUCUUUCGAAGUCAGACAUGCACUUUUUGUGUUUUUGGGGGAGUCAGACACGCACUUUUUGUGUUUUUGGGGGAGCUACUUGUAAAGGAAAUUUUGAAAAAAAGGCAAAAUGUCCUUUCUUUGAGAUGACAAAUACCUUUUUCCUUCAAGUUCAUUGCAGCUAUCUUUUUUUGGCCAUGCUCUUCUGGAGAGGAACAUGUCCCAUUUUCCCAUGAUGCUCCUUAACUGUCUGGAGGAUUAAAGCAUAAAAGGUGAAUUAUUUCUAUUAGUUUGAUGGUAAGUGGUUAAUAGUUACUCGCUAUAGUGUAAGGUUGGAUUAGAUCUUUUUGAAAGUAUUUUGUUAAUAGUUUCCUAUUUCCAUUUAAGUCAUUUUACUCUUUCUUUUUUUCACUGUGAGGAAAUGGUGAACGUUGUCUGUCACUGAAGUAAAUGAGUGUAUGAAAGUCAUUACCUAGAGUCAGCUGAUAACUAGCCUUAUCAGAUCACAGUUUAAGGAGAUACUUUUUUUCUUUCUUUGUUUUUUUUUAUUGAAAUUUAUUUAGAAAGAUUGUGAGGGGAGAGAAAGGGAGAAGAAUACAGACUUCUCCAGAAAUAGGCAAGCAAAGAGACAAGCAAGCUAGAUGCAUUUCCAAGGGAGAACAGGCGCUUGAAGAGCAGGCCAGGUUAUCUUAUUUCCUUCCUCCCUCCCUUCUCCCUCCCCCUCUUCCUCCUUCCUUCCUUUUCUCUCUCUCUUCCUCUCUCUCACAGGUAGGUAAUUUCUUUUCUCUCAGCUGUCAGGAAGCGAGUGAAAGCUCGUGGUCCUCUUUCUGUCCUUCAGGUCCAGCCCUGGCCUCACACUAUCCCAGUGCUGUAGGUUGUUGAUCUGACAUCAGUGGAAAGCAGUGUUCCACAUAAAACAAACUUGCCUUAGUUUAGCCAUAAAACAUUUUUAGCUGUUUUUUUGUGUGUGAAGUUACACAACUUUGGGGGGAUACUUAGAUGUCUUUUAGAGUUCAGGAGCUAUUGAGACUGACAACUAUUUUGCCUUUACUAAAUGAUCACGGACUGGUAUUAUUUAAAUUUUUUCUUUUUACUCCCACAGUCUUAUCUUUCUGAUAAUAACUACUUCCUGUGUGUUAGUAUCUCUCCCUUUAGUAUUUGCCAUUUCCUUUUUUAAAUUCAUUCUUUUAUACUGUUUUGGCUAGAAGCCAGAUAACCCAGCUUUAUUAGAAUUGUAUUUAGAACACAAGAGAAACUGGGAUAGAACCCAAGAAACUUUGCUGCAAGGUGUUGUUUUAUAAAGGACAUAAGUACUUUGACUUUUGAAAUUGUCUGAUUCUUCGUCCUGAUUGCUUUCUGGGUUUCAGGGAGUUGGAAGUAAUGAGAAGGGAAGUCAUCACCCGUUUCCUUCUUGGAAAGCUUCUUGAGUUGACUUGUUUCCUCUUGAAUACUGUUCAUCCAGACAGAAUGGGUCCUAGGACUUACUGAGUUAGUACCAUGAGCUGCGGGCAGUGCUGCUGGCCAGCUGACGCCAGCGGCAAGCAGGCAGCCAACAGUAGAAAGGACCUUGGGAAAACAGGAGGGUCGUUUUUGGUUUGCUUUGGGGUCCCAGUUUGAGCCCUCUCUGUGGGUCUUCCUUGUCUACAGGUAUUUUUGACCUAUCGGUGCCUUUAUGAGGAUGGGCGUCUGACAUCCUGCCCCAAGGAGUAACUAAGGUAUUGCUGAUGUUUUCAGGGAUUUUAACAUCAGACUUGAUUGAAUGACGCCUUCCCCCCACCUUCUUUUCCUUUUUUUAAUAUAGGAAGGACUGAGGUGAGAAUUCUGGUGAAGACAAUCAUUUCUCUCUGUGUGGAUAGUUUUUACAUGCUUCAGAUGUUUUCUCAAUAGAUCUCAGAGCCAUUGUUCUUGUUCAGCCGAAAACUCUUGACUUUGGGCUGGAGCCAGACAUUAGCACUCUGGUUUGUCUUCUGCCACUGAUCGAUAUGUGACCUUGGGCAAGUCAUUUACCUUUUCUGGGCCUCAGUUGCCUCAUCUGUAAAAUGAGGGAGUUGGACUCGUUGAGUUUCCAGCUCUGAAGUUCCAAGUGACCUUGCCUACCUUGCAGCAGUGUUUGAUUUCUUCCUUACCUUUGCUGUUUGAGGGGGCUUUUUACUUCAUGUUAUUCACAUGAGACUAGGCUUGAUGCUUGAUGUUUUAUUACUCUUCUCAUAUGGACAAGAUAUUACAUACUAUGUCCUUAAGGCUUAAAUUUACCAAAGGCCUGGCACCAUCUCGGGGGCUGCAAUAAAUACUUAAAAAAAAAAAAAAGGCAAAACUAAACUGAGGGGGUAGCCUACAUUUUGUUUCUCCAUCAUCUCUGUUCAAGGUUUCUUAAGGCUGCUUUUGUGUCAUGACAUAAUAAAAUUCUGUCUUUGGGUUGGUAUGUGCGCGACACCAUUCUCUUAAUGUGUCUUGAUAAUGUCUUUUUCAAUUAAAAUGGAUCGAAAACUUACUGUCACUGGUCAGUGAUAAUAGAAGUCAUUAUUUUGGGUCUUUGAUUUCUUGAAUUUCUUAACACUUCUAUAUUCAAAACAGGAAAGUUCCUCUAAAUUGCUUCAGUUUGAAUGGCUUACAUGACUACAGGAAAAAAACAAAAACAAAAACAGGAGCUGAUUAUUCACUUUAUUCUGGGUUGUUUUUAGGUCCAUUUUGACUAGAAGACUUUUGGCUGGAGCAUUCCUUUUAGGGUUCUCUUCCAGCUUGUCUUUGGUUGAGUAAGAAUGAACUUGGCAGUUGCAGGGACCUUGAGAGACUUUUUAGGGGUCGGUUAAGGGGAAGGGGUCCGGGGAGUCCUGGUAGAGGCCGGCUCUCAGAGCUGGAGAGGGGAGGUGGGGCAGUUGCCCUGGCUGUUUGUCAUUGAUAGAAGGACUCAUGGCUUGGACGGGUCAAAGAUAAACAGGGAGUUGACAAGCUCCACCAAACAUUGGGUUCCCACGGCCAUGUGCCGGAAGGUAUAUGGACUCUUGUAGGUGGUGAAAGCCUAGUGCUGUGCAGAGCCAUUUGAAGGAAGGUAUGUGGGGGCGGGGGCGGGGGGACUGGUUUGGUGACGGUAUUUCUCAAUUCUGUCUCCUCCCUGAAGUCAGAGGGAUGUCACUAUGCCAAAACCCAGUCAAGAGCCACACUUAGCUUUUUUGCUUUUGGAAAAACUGGUCAGCUAAAGCUCCGGUAGUUCCUUUGUGGCUCUCUGUAUAUUUUUGCCUGGUUGAAGUCUGUGGCGAAAAAUAGUUGAACCUUUCCUAAGAACUCUGUAACAAAGUAUGUUUUCGAUUAAAAGAGAAAGCCAAUUAAAUCACGAUGUGCUCAUUCUUUUUCUUAAGCUGUCAGUGUUUGGGAUCUGGAAAGGGUUCCUAACCACUUGAGAAUUCUCAAAAUUGAGGUCAACCUCUUCCUUCAUUGUUUUUUGGCCAUUGACAUGAGAUAUACAAGAUUUCAAAUAUCCUGGAAGAUAAUAUGGAAAUAAAAAGGAAGAAUAGUG
Molecule: messenger RNA, 8507 nt
Organism: Sorex araneus (European shrew)
Lineage: Eukaryota; Metazoa; Chordata; Mammalia; Eulipotyphla; Soricidae
Gene: SMAD4
Product: SMAD family member 4
Exons: 12
Coding region: 282-1940 (552 amino acids)
Biological process (GO): SMAD protein signal transduction; anatomical structure morphogenesis; transforming growth factor beta receptor signaling pathway
Cellular component (GO): heteromeric SMAD protein complex
Molecular function (GO): I-SMAD binding; RNA polymerase II cis-regulatory region sequence-specific DNA binding; DNA-binding transcription factor activity, RNA polymerase II-specific
Source: RefSeq, a predicted model, not a curated record